Molecule: messenger RNA, 845 nt
Organism: Elaeis guineensis (African oil palm)
Lineage: Eukaryota; Viridiplantae; Streptophyta; Magnoliopsida; Arecales; Arecaceae
Source: RefSeq, a predicted model, not a curated record
CUCUUCUUCCAACCAUUCUCCCUCCCCACCCAACCAAACCAACCAACCAACCCACCUAUUCUCCUCUCCUCUUCCUUCUCUGCUUCCCUCCCACGAAAGAAAGAAUCUCUUCCUUCCUCUAAGCUCAUGGAUGAGAGGCCGAGCUGUCGUCCACCAACCAAAAAAGGGUGGUUCGACGGGCAGUUUGAACACUAUGACAAGGAGAUGUUAGUGGGCUUCGAGCUCUCCAAUCGAUCUUCUGGUGUCGCCGACCUCCUUCAGAAUUGUGACCUUCCCCCUCCACUCAAGCUCUUCUCACCAAUCGAAGAUGAUGAUAAAAAGAAUAAGAUCGAUACCAUCGGUUCUACACCUUUGGUUGUGCCACAGAAGUCACUCCUAAAAGCAGCUCCCAGCAAGGCUAACAGGUGGGAUGGUGAAUUGGGAUCGGAUAAUGGUGGAGAGAAUCCAAGCCUGCUGAGAGCUCUGCAGCUCUCGCAAACACGAGCAAGGGAAGCCGAGAAGGCGGCGUUUCAGGCGAAUGCUAGAAACGAGCAGAUGGCCUCGCUGCUCCUGCAGGAGUCAUUGAGACUCUCGGCUCAUAGGCAGUGGGUGAAGCUGCUCGAGAUGGAGGUCUCCAUGCUUCAAGAGAAGAUAUUGUGGUCACAGAAAGAGGAGGAGCAUGCGGAAGAUACUGCAGUGCCCGCAGCAGCUGCAUGGUGCUUGACGUUGGCAAUCUGUCUGGGAAUUGCUGGAGUUGGCCUUGCAUUCGGCCGCUACAUAUUUUGAUGGCUGUUGUCCAAAGAAAACAUAGUGGAAAUUUUAAAGUUUCUAUCAAACAGAAUGACAAUUAGAUAGAUUUAAAAUGC